Messenger RNA from Linum tenue, 415 nucleotides. The record is from the annotation of a GenBank genome assembly. Lineage: Eukaryota; Viridiplantae; Streptophyta; Magnoliopsida; Malpighiales; Linaceae.
CAUGCGAUGAUGGCGCCGAGCUCAAGAGGUUUUUCUUCGGCAGAGGAAGGGGUUUCAUCAAGGUGGGGGCUGAGGGUGAGGCUGCGGAGGUAGGAGGAGAAGGUGCCCGAGACAAAUAUUGACGAGUCUAAGGCCGAGAUUGACGAGUCUAAGGCCGGUUGAAGAUCAACGAGUAGAAGGUUCGGUGCGAGACUAGCGGCCACGGUGGGAGAAGGAUUCUGAUGCAUGCGUUUUUCUUCUUCUUGUGUUUGUUACCUUCUGGGGGUUCCAAUUCUGGGUUUGAGGAGGAGAAGGAGCGAUUCUGGAUUUGGUUAGUUUGGAAGGGUUUCAAUUGCUGGGUUAGCAAAGCUUUUCUGGGUUUGCGAAACUUUUCUAGGUUUGUGAAAAUUUUAUAGGAUUGUGAAUGAUUUUCUGG